GCUAAUCGGCGAUUAAUUUUCGUGUUUCGGUGCGGUGCGGUGCGGUGCGGUGUGGUGUGGCGGCGGCGGCGGCGGCGUGGUCGGUGGAAGAAAUUCAAGAUCCGAUCGAAGGUCUCCGUGGCUUGUGAAGGAGCACGAACCGGCGGGCCAGGUGCUGUUGGCCCCGGACCCACGAAGGGGAAAGAAAGAACCAGUUUUUUUAGGGUCUCCUUUCUUUCAAUUCGUCGCGACGAAGGGCACGCUGGCGAAAAAGCUAACAAGCCAAGCAGGCAGACCAGGCCUACGGUGAGCGCAGACGAUCGAGCGAUGUGCGCGGGGCCCGCAAAAUCGCAGUGGAAGGUUAAGGGUCAAGAACCCCGGCAGCCUUUUUGCCACUCGAUUAGCGACUCGUCGAUAAUGUAUAGAAUCUUCUUAACGUUAUCGUAUGCUGAAUUUAAAAUGGCAAUGGAGGUGAUCUUUUUGCGCUGGAUGCAUGCAACAGUGUCCGUGCAACGAGUUGAAAGCGUCAGUACACGAUUAGCUAUAACAUAUGGUGGAACCGACAUUAUUAUUAAUUUACUUCCGACCUAA
This is a messenger RNA of Heterotrigona itama, 570 nucleotides long. NCBI's taxonomy places the organism in Eukaryota, Metazoa, Arthropoda, Insecta, Hymenoptera, Apidae. The record is from the annotation of a GenBank genome assembly.